This is a messenger RNA of Daphnia magna, 1745 nucleotides long. Its product is annotated as clotting factor G beta subunit-like. The coding region runs from base 6 to 1355 and encodes 449 amino acids. The transcript is spliced from 9 exons. Lineage: Eukaryota; Metazoa; Arthropoda; Branchiopoda; Diplostraca; Daphniidae. Gene Ontology annotation, biological process: proteolysis. Gene Ontology annotation, molecular function: serine-type endopeptidase activity. The record is from RefSeq and is a predicted model, not a curated record.
AGACGAUGAAUGUCGACGCGAUGGCAACAACAACUGGGACACCUUGGGUAAGAACAUGGUCAAACCAAACGCGUUGUCGCAGUGGACAAGACAAGACGCGGCUAACUGAGCAGAAUAAAAACGUCUCCGUCGUGGAAACCCUUAAAACACAUCGGUGUGAAAGAAUAAUAGGGAUGUUGAAAGUCAAUGAGUUCGCAUCAGCCGUUUUCGUGGCAGCCAUGGCUUUGCUGGGCCAAGUCGAUGGCCACAUUUAUCAGACGAACGACGCCAUCGUUUUCGCGGUCGACCGGACGUGGGAUGGCUCUUUUCUUGCAAAGAGUUUCCCACUUAGUCCAUUGGAUUUUGUGCCAAUAAAAACGUUCCUGAAUGGCGGCCUUGUGCCUAACUGGCACAUUGUCCCCUCGGCUGAGCCGUCCCCAUCACAAAUGAAUUCGUACAGCAUCGGCCUGCAUCCGCAGCAGCAAGGCCCGAAUUUUUACAGCUGGUUGCACCAUCCGUUCGUCUAUGGCGGAGCCUUCAUAGUUCCGGCAAUCGAUUCUAGGAGCGGCCAGACACUCAAACAAGAAACCAAACAGAACAGUAUUCCUUGUGGCGCUGGACCUGACAAGAGUAGCAUUGGCGGUGGCGAGCAAGCUGUUCCGAAUUCUUGGCCUUUCAUGGUGGGCUUCAUGACGCCUGACAGUGGCAAGGUCAAUUGUGGUGGAUCUUUAAUUUCGGAAACUGAAGUUCUGACAGCGGCUCAAUGUUUUGAAAGAAAGUCCGUGUUUCAGUUAUCGCAAAUGGUUGUCAAACUUGGGAUGCAUUACCGUGGAGACGGUAAAUACGAACCGGAUGACGCGCUUGUGACCAGAAGAAUCAAUCACCUGGCAGUUCAUAAAGCAUAUAAUACCGGCAAUCGUUACUUUGAUAUCGCCAUUAUAACGAUGGACUCGGCCGUCGCUUACUCAAAAGCCAUUUCGCCCGUCUGCUUGGCACCUGCAAGUGGUAAACCCGAUGUCUACGCCGGAGAAACUGCCGUCAUUUUGGGUUGGGGAAGGUUAGGAGACGACGAGGACUUUUCGCCUACGUUAAUGCAAGCUAACGUUCCGAUCAUGACGAACGAGGAGUGCAGGAGAAUCUACACGGAGCCUGGCCAGAUUCCUAACCAUAUGAUGUGUACCUCUAGUGCUUUAUCCGAUGCGUGCGAAGGUGACAAUGGCGGUCCGCUCGUCGUGAAAUCUAAGGAAGACGGCGCAUGGUACCAAGCCGGCAUCGUCAGUUGGAGACGUGGAUGCAAGAGUGCGACUUAUCCAGCAAGUGUUUACACGAGGGUGAAUUGGCUAAGGGGAUGGAUUAACGGAAACAUGAAGAAUUGAUUGGCGUGAUUAUUUAUACAUCGUCACUCGUUCCAAAGGCUACGGCGAAAUGGCAAAUCUUUUUGGAAAAGCAAAUCAUAUAGCAUAAAUAACUCUGAGAUUGGAAAUCGCGACAUUGGGCUGUGCAAUAAAUAUUGAUUUCCUCCUUUUUUUGUUUUGUUUGUAUAUAGACAUUCAAUUGAUUUCAUUCUUCGGAUAAAGAACCCAUUCGUCAUCGGCUUAUACCUCAAAAAAAUGUGUGAAAAACAAAUAUCAUCCGAGUAAAAAUUGAAUGAAUUUGUUAUUGGAAUAAAUAUGGUUAAUAUAGGCUAUAUAUAUCUAGUAGAUAAUGAUAUAUUCUUUUGAAAAUGGUGCCAAUUGACUUGCUGUAGAUAAACGUUUUCACUUUUC